AGAUCGAGCAGAAGACUUCAGUUUCACAAUUCGUUGAGUGAGGUGUGGCGGGAUUUCCAACUUGUUAACCAUGCUCCAAGAAACCAGACGAUCAGCAUCGUGAGCACUUCCAGCCUUCUCUGGAAAGGUGUAUGUUGGGAUGGGAAACUUCCGCGGGAUGCCAUAUUGAUGAAAAAUACUUUGGCCUUCCUCACAGAGUAUUGA
This is a messenger RNA of Haemonchus placei, 204 nucleotides long. The record is from the annotation of a GenBank genome assembly. Lineage: Eukaryota; Metazoa; Nematoda; Chromadorea; Rhabditida; Trichostrongylidae.